Messenger RNA from Engraulis encrasicolus (European anchovy), 4459 nucleotides. RefSeq names its product teashirt homolog 2. Gene Ontology annotation, molecular function: DNA binding; DNA-binding transcription factor activity, RNA polymerase II-specific. Gene Ontology annotation, biological process: regulation of transcription by RNA polymerase II. The record is from RefSeq and is a predicted model, not a curated record. NCBI's taxonomy places the organism in Eukaryota, Metazoa, Chordata, Actinopteri, Clupeiformes, Engraulidae. The transcript is spliced from 2 exons. Bases 475 to 3645 code for a protein of 1056 amino acids. Gene Ontology annotation, cellular component: nucleus.
GUUAUCUAGUGUAACAAAUGUCUCGCUGCCAUCAUCAAGUCCUGGCGAGGAGGGAGGAGUUUUUUAAUGUUCAGUUUGUUCUGUGGAUCGAUGUUUGCUGGCAUCACCUCACAGCGCCUGUGCUGCUUGUGACAUAGUAUUUCAUACAAGCGGGGGUUUGUCUGUCCUUUCCGUCUGUUUCACGCCUUCGCCGGAUUUGUUGUUUGACAGUAGCCUACUCGCCUUGUGACUUUCGCAAAAGAAACGGAAAGACAAGAAAAGAAUCCGCCAUAGACCUACGAUAUCAGGAGGUACAAAAAGAGGACCCGUCCUGACACCUGAACUGCUAAGACAGCGUUUCUCAUUCUGGAUUUUAAAAAGGACGACCCCAGUACGGCUAAAUUCUAAGUACAUAGUGGUUCUGUUUGUAUGGACUAUAAUACAUCUCAUACACAUUCCACCCGGACACUGUCUGCCUGAACUGCAAGUCCAAAAAUGCCAAGAAGAAAACAGGAGGCGCCGAGACGGGCUGCGGUGUAUUUCCCCGAGGAUGAGUCUGGCUUACCAGAACCCAUUAUGGAGGAAGGGGAGGGUGAAGACAAGGAGACCCAGAGCGAGGACGCCGCCAGCCCAGAAGCCCCCAGCCCUAAAGCUCCAGAACCGGAGAAGGAGACGGACAACAAGAGCAGCUACAGCUUCCAGAACUCUCCGCUAAGUGCAAUGUCCAAUCAGGAGCUGGAGCUUGAGUCCCACCUCAGCGACAACAGUGACCGCCUCUCCGACUUCAAAACGUCGGUGUCUUCCCCCCAGAGCCAGAAGGAAGAGGAGGGGGGCCGUGUGUCGAAGUUGAAAGACGACAUGCACAACAGCCUGGAGAAGAUGAGAGCUGCCUAUGCUAAUUUCCUGUCAGACUCCUACUGGACAGGAAUCGGGGUGGAUGUGAAGGCUAGCACUGGCACUGGCACUGGCACUAGCAGCGGCAAAGCGAACUGUGACAGCACCAAUGCCAGCACGCCAGCCAAGAGCGAGUUUGACUGGCACCAGGAUGCCCUGUCCAAAACGCUGCAACAGACCCUGUCUCCUAAGCCCAGUGUGGCCAAGCCUAACCUCUUCAGUUCUGUGCACUUGUACCGGCAGAGCAGUAAACCCGGUGGCACUGGCCUCACAGGAGCCAGCCGUUUCCGUUGCAAGGGCUGCAGCGCCGCCUACGACACACUAGUUGAGCUAACAGUCCACAUGAACAAGAGCGGGCAUUACACGGAUGACAACCACAGCAAACCGAGCAUCGCCUCCACCUCCUCGUCCAAAAGCCGCAAGAGGAACCUACAGGACAUGGAGGGUAAAGAGGAUGCCCAAAAAGUGCUCAAAUGCAUGUUCUGUGGCCAUUCGUUUGACUCCCUUCAGGAUCUAAGUGUUCACAUGAUCAAAACUAAACAUUACCAGAAAGUGCCUUUGAAAGAACCAAUUCCCGUACUCACCCCGAAAUUAGUUCCACCCACAAAGAAACGUGUGUUUGAGGUUACCAGGCCAUGCUCUCCUGACUCCACAACUGGGGCAGCAGGCUACGCUGAGGCUCAGAGAUCCGCCUCAGCCCUCCAUGCCAACACUCCUAAUAAUCGCUACGGUUACCAGAAUGGUGCUAGCUACACAUGGCAGUUUGAGACAUGCAAGUCCCAAAUACUGAAGUGCAUGGAGUGUGGAAGUUCCCACGACACCUUGCAGCAACUGACCACUCACAUGAUGGUCACAGGACACUUCAUUAAAGUGACGAACUCUGCGUCCAAAAAGGGAAAGCAGUUAGCUCUUGACCCGCUAGCCAUAGAGAAGAUGCAAGUGCUAGCUGAGCCUGUUUGUAAUGAGACUGAGGGUGGUAAGACCUCUCCAAAAAGUGCUGCGUCAGCCGAUGGAGAGAAGACCGCCCAGACAGACAAAACACUGGAAAAAGAGGAGGAAAAUGAAGAUAAGGAAUUGAAGGAAGAUCAAAAGCCAAACGAUGGCUCUCUGAAAUAUCCCUACCUGCGAGAGGAGGACCUGGAACAACAGGGAACAUCAGGAGGUGAGGACAUCUUAAAGUCUUUAGCUAAUACCGUAGCGUCUGCCAUCAACAAAGCCCAAACAGGAACCCCGAGCUGGAGCGCCUACCCCAGCAUUCAUGCCGCCUAUCAACUCUCAGGCGUGAUCAAGAGCACACCUCUGGCAGCAUCUCCCCCCAUUCCACUCAAACAGACUUUCAACCCCAAGCUGAGGCCCAUUGCGCCCAAGGGAAAAUUUUAUCAGGGAAGCGGGUCCUUUGAAGAGUUGCAGGGACACCAAGGCUCUGACCUUAAGAAGGAAACGCAAAGCAAAGAGGGGGACACUGAUGCAAAGGAAAGCAACAGCUUGAAGUUAGAUGUGGAGGAGAGUGUUGACAGUGACUGUCAGGAUGAUUCCUCCUCCUCUUCAAAGCUUGACACAGAUUGUGGGUCUGAAGGAAGGAGUGUGAUCAAAGAGAAGCAGAGCCCGGCGCUCCUAGAGAGCGGCAAAACCUCCCCCAUCCCCCUCGCCAUCCCUGUCCCCGUCCCUGUCCCUGUUUCCAUCCCUCCUGCCAACAGUAGCCACAAUGGUGUUUCCGAGCUCCUCGGUGACACCCAAGACAUCCUUAGCAUAAAUCCGCUAAGUGCACUACAGUCUGUCUUGAACAAUCAUUUGGGUAAAGCUAAUAAGCCAGCCAAUCCGAGAGCUGAAAGCACUCUGUCUGCCCGCACACAGUCCAUAUUUUCAGAACUGAGCAGAGGCCUUGAAAAGUCCGUAUCUGCACUCGGUUCCUCUGCGGUUCCUGGCAACAGCUUCAUGUUCGCAAACAAUGAUCAGCCAAUAGACUUAACUAAGUAUAAAAACAACAAGAGAAGCUCAACUCACGUCCAGCCAUCCACACCAGUGCCACAAAAGCAUGCCCUGUCAGACAUAGCCGACAUGGUGAAGAUCCUCCCCAAGGCUACUACUCCAAAGCCAUCCUUGCAAUCCAGGAUUCCCGCCCUGAAGCUCGAGACAGACGUCAGGCGGUUUGAGGAUGUCUCCGGUGAAGUUUACUCUGUGCACAAACGUAAAGGCAGGCAGUCCAAUUGGAACCCCCAGCACCUCCUUAUACUACAGGCUCAGUUUGCCUCUAGUCUCUUUCUGACGUCCGAGGGCAAGUACCUCCUGUCUGACCUGGGCCCACAGGAGAGAAUGCACAUCUCAAAAUUUACUGGUCUCUCCAUGACAACCAUUAGUCACUGGUUGGCCAAUGUGAAAUACCAGCUCCGUAAAACGGGUGGCACCAAGUUCCUGAAGAACAUGGACACUGGGCACCCAGUGUUUUACUGCAACGAUUGUGCGUCCCAGUUUAGGACACCCUCAGCGUUCAUAGCCCACCUGGAGUCUCACCUUGGCUUUCAGAUCAAAGACAUGAACAAGUUGCCCUUGGAUCACCAGACCAAGGUCAUGGCUGAGCCAGAACUGCCUAAGGCUCUGUCCAUUCGAGCGCUGGAGUCCGUGACCACAGAGGAGGAAGGUGACUCUAAGUUCAAAUGCAAACUCUGCAGUCGGACAUUUGCCAGUAAUCACGCCGUCAAACUUCACCUAAGCAAAACACAUAGCAAAUCACCAGAGAACCAUUCUCAGUAUGUCGAAAUGGACAAGGAGUAGUGUCUUCUUGUCUUUUUACUGCUUGUAGUUUUCUUGAUCCUUCAGAGUCAUUGCUUUGUUUUUUUUAUUUUGUUUGUUUCUCAAUUUUCUUACAGGAAAAAAAAAACGGGUCACGUUUUCCCAUGACAUUUAUUUCAUUAUUAUUAUAUUGUGUGGUUAUUAAAAUGAUAAGAUAACUUUAAAAAAACAAACACAAAGAGGAACAUUGUGGACAUGGAAGCUGGACUAAAAAUGAAGAGAAACCCUUUCAUCAUUUCUAAUUGUAAAUUCAUCGACUGAUACUUGCACCCUGCUUAUGUGCUUCACCAGUAAUAAUGAACUGUAUUACUGCUUGAAACAUGAAAAAAAUGCUAAUGUUUGCAUGCAAUAGCUCUGGCUAUGACUACUAUUUAUUUGUAUGAUAUGACAUUUUUAUUGUAUUACUUUGUUAAACAAAGAGUAUUUGGUUCCCCUAAUGGUAAUUUUUCCAACUUUUAGCAAAAACACCUGCAUGAUGCACCAAUGUGUCAGCGGGUGAUGGCAUUGCUCCACGUUAGCACAUUUACUGAAGUGUACAGUACGUUUGCUUUGUAAAUAUUUUUUGUCGCAAAUGAUAGAAGAGGAAAGCACUUUAAUAAAUGUUUAAUCACCAGUUCGGGCUCAAAAUCAGUACAUGGGCUGACAGUACAGGUCUUGGAAGGUUCAGAUGAAAAAAAGAAAAAACAUGGUGUCCCUUAUAAGUGUAAAUACGGCAUUGUGACUGAUCUUGUGAAGAACAUUGAGAGAACGGGAACCUGCAACUUUUAUACCAAUAUAAAUAAAACAUUAACAUUUU